UAUCUGAAUAUAUAUUAUAGACUUUUACUAUCUUAUUUGGAGGAUUUAUUUAUAAAAACAAACUCCAGUUUCUAUUUUAGGCUUAUUGCAUUUUGGGAAAAUAUGGAGAAUGAUAAUGGAGAAAAUCCUACAAAGGUUAACAAAUAUGCAUGUGGUUGUGCAAUUGUUGCUUCUAUGAUAUCUAUCAUAUUUGGUUAUGAUACUGGUGUGAUGAGUGGUGCAAUGAUAUAUGUGAAAAAAGAAUUCCAAAUCAAUGAUGCCAAAACAGAAAUAUUAGCAGGGAUUCUAAAUUUAUGUGCUUUAGUUGGGUCACUUUGUGCUGGAAGAACAUCUGAUAAAAUUGGAAGACGUAACACUAUAAUGGUAGCUUCAGUAAUUUUCAUGAUUGGAUCAAUUUUAAUGGGAUAUGGUCCAUCUUAUAUAGCAUUAUUAGUUGGAAGAUGUAUUGCUGGUGUUGGUGUUGGAUUUGCACUUAUGAUAGCACCUAUUUAUUCAGCAGAAGUUUCAUCACCAUCGUCACGUGGAUUUUUAACAUCUCUACCAGAAAUCGGAAUAAGUAUUGGUAUUUUACUUGGUUAUUUAUCUAGUUACAUUUUUUCGCGAUUAUACCUUGAACUUGGUUGGAGAAUAAUGUUGGGAAUUGCAGCAAUUCCUUCACUUUUCUUGGCGAUUGGCAUUCUUAAAAUGCCAGAGUCUCCUAGAUGGCUUAUUAUGCAAGGCCGUGUAGGAGAAGCCAAGAAAAUAUUGUACAAAGUUUCUAAUUCCCCUCAAGAAGCUGAAAUUCGCCUCAGGGAUAUUAAAGAGGCUGUAGGAAUCGAUGAGAAUUGUAACGAUGACAUUGUUAAGGUUCCUGAAUCAGCACAAACACAUGGGGUUUGGAAAGAAUUUAUUUUCGCGAAAGCAGGUGUACAUGACACUAGGAAGCAAAUACUAGCCACAGUUGGAGUUGGACUAACAAAAUUUACAUUUAUAGUGCUAUCUACUUUCUUGAUUGACAGAGUUGGGAGAAGAAAAUUGUUGUUAACAAGUUUAAGUGGUAUGGUAGUGACAUUAGCUGGACUUGGUUUUUUCUUGACAAUUGCAGAGAAUUCUGGUGGGACACUCAUUUGGGCUUUGGUACUUAGUAUAGUUACAACUUAUGCAGUUGUGAUGUUUUUCAAUAUUGGUCUUGGUCCAGUUACUUGGGUUUAUAGUACUGAGAUAUUUCCUCUAAGGUAUAGGGCAUUGGGUGCUGGUAUUGGUGUUGCUGUUAACAGGUUGAUGAAUGCUACUGUUUCUAUGAGUUUUCUGUCCAUUUCUGAAGCAAUUACAACUGGAGGUGCUUUUUUCAUGUUUGCUGGAGUCUCUUUGGUGGCUUUGAUUUUCUUCUAUUUCAUGUGCCCUGAGACUAAAGGAAAGUCUUUGGAAGAAAUGGAAUCUGUUUUCACUAAAGGCAAAUCCUUAGAAAAUUUCAACAAAUAGACAUUGAGAGCAUGCAGGAGUUGACACUUUGUAUAUAUUUCUGUAUUUGUAAAUAGUAAUAUUUAA
Solanum verrucosum is the source of this 1527-nucleotide messenger RNA. Its product is annotated as probable polyol transporter 6. The record is from RefSeq and is a predicted model, not a curated record. Gene Ontology annotation, molecular function: myo-inositol:proton symporter activity. Gene Ontology annotation, cellular component: membrane. NCBI's taxonomy places the organism in Eukaryota, Viridiplantae, Streptophyta, Magnoliopsida, Solanales, Solanaceae. Gene Ontology annotation, biological process: transmembrane transport.